ACAAUUUUGCAGCGCGACACGCACCAACAUUCUCAGUUAUUUUUUAAUAAUGCAUGAUGACGUCUUUUGACGGACUGUAGCUUUGGGAAACACCGGUCAACGACAGAAGCACAUAUUUCGCUAUCUCUGUUCGCGUGAACAAAUUAUGUUACUCGUCUGCUGCACCUAUACGCGGCUGAGCGCGCGCAAGCCACACACAUACACGCAGACACACACGCACGCAGUAGGCGAACGCUUGACGUACUAAAUAACUACUCUUCAAGAGCGGGACCCCCACUAGAGCUGCAGGAUACUUACAAUUUAGAGCCAUGGCGGAAACGACAUCCUUUGCAAAACAUAAAAAACAAAAAUCGCGCGCUGCGUAAAAAAAAAAAGAAAAACAUGACUGAAUGAAAAAUAAAGUCAAGCCAAGCCAAGCCAAGCUAAGCCAACAGAAUCUCGGGCGUGUGUGCUUCGUGUGUGCGCGCGUGCGUUUGUUACGGCGCGCGUACUCGCUUGCCCGUCUCACGCUGUCCCCGCGUGUCCGCACCGGAGUUUGCAGACAAGUUUCGAAUCGCUCAUGUUUCCCCGUUCCUAGCGCUUGGCUCUGAACUGUGAUGCUUGAGCGAUUAUAGCGUAGCGAAGCGCUUCGUCAUGUUACCUAGGCGAUCACUGCGAUGCUUGCGCGCUUUUCACACCGGAGCGACGGUUCCGGAGACGUUCGUCCGCUCUUCCCGAUUGCUGCAGCCCAGUACAUUCACUAAGUCUGAUGCAAAGCAGGCGCUUUGCAAGAGCCAGAAGCUCAUGUUGGAUUAUGGCCUGAUAAGCUCGGCAAGUACCGGGACAUUUGUUCUGCUCCCUAUGGCCAUGAAAGCGCUGGAGCGCCUCACCAAUCUGAUAGACACUGAGCUGCAGCAAGUCGGCGGCCAGAAGACAUACUUCCCCUGCCUCGUGCCGAGUUCUCUGUUCAAGAAGACAGGCCGCCUGGAUAAAUUGGGCCAAGAACUGUUCACGCUGAUGGACAGGAAAGACCACGACUACUGCCUUGGACCUACUCACGAAGAAGCUGUAACACAACUCGUGACGUCUUUGAAGACAUUGCCUCAAGCAUCGCUGCCACUUAUGCUGUAUCAGAUAACUCCAAAAUUUCGGGAUGAGGCACGACCAAGGUUUGGACUACUUAGGUGUAGAGAAUUCAUCAUGAAAGACAUGUAUUCGUUUGACAAAACCACAGAAGAGGCUGCAAGUACGUACAACAUGGUGUGUGAAGCAUAUAUGAGGAUUCUAAAGCAGCUUGAAGUUCCCUUCGUUAAAGCGAGGGCAUCCACAGGUGCUAUGGGAGGCAGUUACUCCCACGAGUUCCACUUUCUCAGUGACAUUGGUGAAGAUCACCUACAUGUGUGCACGCAAUGUCAGACAGGCCUUAGCGUCGAUGAAGCGAGCUCAGGUUGCCAAAAUGAGACAUGUGAAAACUGUGGCGGGCACCUUCAAGAAGCAAGAGGCAUUGAGGUGGCUCAUGCCUUCUCUUUGGGAACAACGUAUUCCAAGCCACUUAAUGCUACCACCCAUCAUGUUGAUGGCAAGCACAGGCCUUUUGAAAUGAACUGUUUUGGCGUCGGUGUCACGCGGCUCCUGGCAGCAUGCCUCGAAAUGCUUGCUUCGGAGGACCGACUGCGGUGGCCUCUUUCCAUAGCACCGUUCAGAGUCGCCGUCAUCACACCCAAGCGAGGUAGCCAUGAAGUUGUAAGCUUGCCCUUGGCAGAACACCUAGCAGGGCAGCUCGGCUCCCUCGACCAACUUCGAGGGGCAGUCCUCAUGGAUGACAGGGAUGACUGGACAAUUGGGAAGAGACUCAAAGACCUCGACACCCUGGGAACACCUUACAUAAUUGUUGUGGGCAAGAAGACCAAGGAACCGGUGCCCCUAUUUGAGCUUCACGAUACAUCAAAAGGCACAACGACUGAACUCACGCAUUCAGAACUGCUGCACUUUUUUCAAUUUGGACCACUUGCAGUAAAAAGAAUAUACUGAAUAAUGUCCGGCACCAGGAGUAACAUCUAGUUCAAGCACAAUUGUACUACAUAGGCCAAGGGUGAUACAAAAAUAAAUUUAUGCAGAAGCCAUCAACAAUGAUUGU
Messenger RNA from Dermacentor andersoni, 2116 nucleotides. RefSeq names its product prolyl-tRNA synthetase 2-like protein, mitochondrial (gene ProRS-m). Gene Ontology annotation, biological process: prolyl-tRNA aminoacylation. The record is from RefSeq and is a predicted model, not a curated record. Lineage: Eukaryota; Metazoa; Arthropoda; Arachnida; Ixodida; Ixodidae. Gene Ontology annotation, molecular function: proline-tRNA ligase activity; ATP binding. Gene Ontology annotation, cellular component: mitochondrion; cytoplasm.